AGGGCCCCACUCCUCCGCCCACACCCCCCAGCAGUGGACCUCCAUCUACCCCAGGCUUUGGCCCUCCUCGCCCUCCCGGAGGUUUCAAGGUCUCCAUGGCCCAGGAGGCUGGCCCUCAGAAGCCCCCCAUCGAGCCCCCCAAGCCCAUGAAGCCUCUCUACUGGACCAGGAUCCAGUUGCAUUCUAAAAAGGAUGCGAGUGGUUCUUUGGUCUGGGAGAAGAUCGAGGAGCCAUCAGUGGAUUUUGAUGAGUUUGUGGAGUUAUUCUCCAAAAGUUCUAUGAAGGAGAACACGCCAAUAUCAGACACCAUCACCAAGUCCAAGGCCAAACAGGCCGGUGGUGGCUGGUCCGCUCCAGGAAUCUGUCCCUCCACCCCCUUUGGACAUCGAGGGGGCCCCGGCGUACAUCGUUCGUUCCAUCCUGGAUUCGAGGCGUCGGGUGGGGGGCCUUCAGUACCUUGUGGAGUGGGAGGGGUAUGAACCGGAGGAGAGGUGUUGGGUUCUGGUUGCAGAUGUUUUGGAUCCUGAACUGUGAAGGUGAAACUCCCGCAGCAAUUCACAUCAGGAAAAUGUUUUGAAUGGUCAAUUUACUGUAAAUUAAUAAAACAGUUUAUGAUUAAAGUGUUAUUAUAUUCUCCAGGGGAAUAGUUAUUCUGUAGAUCCUGUAAAAAUUAUAUACAAUGUGAUAUCUUCAAUAUGAACACAUCAGACAAUAUUAUCUGCAGUGUAGUACCACCAUUAUGCACCCAUAUUGCUCAUGCUGCUUGCCUUUUAGCAUUGAAAUUAAAUUAUAUCAUGUCCACAGUGUGUUUGGAAACCAUUUAGCUAGAUAUAGAGGCAGGAGUUCAGUGAUGUAACUGACUCCAUGUUCAAUUAUUAUAUUUUUAUCUCCACUGUGAGUUGUGUGAUCUGGAGCACAUCAAAGUGGUAUGCCUGAGGCUGGGGUUUACUAUCUACACUCACCACACAACCGUAUUACCCAGCAGUCACUCUGCAUACUCAGCCUGACUGUGGUCACAGGGAAAAUCUACUGUAAACCAUACAGGUGUACUAUCUUAAUGUAAUCACUGUUGUCACUGACAAUUGCCCUGAACAGCAGGAAAUGCACACUUGUAGUGUAUUAUAGGUUAUAAAGGCUUCUAAAGUUUGUAAUUUCCACUUUAAAAUGUCAGACUUGAUUUGUCCUAACUAAAAAUGUCCCAACUAAAAAUCAACCCCUAUAAAAAUGUCAAUGAAUUAUAAUCCACAUUUUAAUUCAGAUGCACAUGUCCUGUUGCGGCAGGAUUAUUUUCAUGUAAUGAUCAACUGGUCAAAUUAAGAUCGGACAUCUGUACUGUAUAUGAUACUGUCCAUGGCUGUUGGCUUAUUAAUAUACAGUAUAUGUCACGGCCGUCAAAAGGAGGAGACCAAGGUGCAGCGUGGUGAGCGUUGUGAUAACAUGCGUCUUGGUGAGAGGUGUAGGAGUCAGGCGCAGGAGAGCAGGGAUGUCUGAGAAGCGUGUUUAAUAAUAUAGUCCACCAAUACGAAACACACACGGAGGAACAAACACAGUUCCGACACUUUACAUACACGUGCGUAAUAGCGAAAAAACAACAAACAUCAAAUACAAUCGAGCACAAUACACACAAGUCUAAUCCUGCACGAAUUACGGCAGGUAACAGGUGCCCUAUAUACCCACAGAAAUCAAAGCAAUUGAAAACCAGGUGUGAAAAAGGGAUCGGUAGCGACUAGUAGACCGGCGACGCCGAGCGCCGAGCCCCGCCCGAACAGGGAGAGGAGUUACCUUCAGUAGAAGUCGUGACAAGCGUACAUAUUAUUUUUAUUAGAAAAGACGACGAACAAAACAAUAAACACUACAAAACAAACCGUGAAGCUAAAGGCUAUGUGCCAUAAACAAAGUCAACCUCCCACAAAGACAGGUGGGAAAAGGGCUACCUAAGUAUGGUUCUCAAUCAGAGACAACGAUAGACAGCUGUCCCUGAUUGAGAACCCUACCUGGCUAAACAUAGAAAUACAAAUAAUAGGGUCUCCUGGGUGGCACAGUGGUCUAGGGCACUGCACAGUGCCAGCUGUGCCACCAGAGACUCUGGGUUCGCGCCCAGGCUCUUUCGCAGCCGGCCGCGACUGGGAGGUCUGUGGGGCGACGCACAAUUGGCAUAGCGUCGUCCUAGUUAGAGAGGAUUUGGCCGGUAGGGAUAUCCUUGUCUCAUUGCGCACUAACGACUCCUGUGGCGGGCAGGGCACAGUGCACGCUAACCAGGUUGCCAGGUGCAAGCUGUCACCAGGUGUGGCUUGCUUUCUGGUUGGAUGCGUGCUGUGUUAAAAAGCAGUGCGGCUUGGUUGGGUUGUGUUUCAGAGGACGCAUGGCUUUCGACCUU
Molecule: messenger RNA, 2377 nt
Organism: Oncorhynchus keta (chum salmon)
Lineage: Eukaryota; Metazoa; Chordata; Actinopteri; Salmoniformes; Salmonidae
Product: formin-2-like
Exons: 3
Coding region: 96-479 (127 amino acids)
Biological process (GO): intracellular transport
Cellular component (GO): endoplasmic reticulum membrane; nucleus; cytoplasm
Source: RefSeq, a predicted model, not a curated record